AGGGAAUAAAACAUGCCAGCAUCCUUGAGAAAACUUCGGCAAAUGGCUAUUUAUCUGGGACUUUUAUCUACUGGAGGAAGUGCUCUUAUGUAUUAUUUCAUGCAAAAGAGUUUUGCAAGAACACAAUACUAUCAGAAGGCUCUUGAACAGCUUCAUAAAGACCCAGCAGCCCUGGAGGCACUUGGUGCUCCUCCUGUCAAAGUACAUUUCGUCAGACUGACAGACAAGAGUAAUUGCGUGGAUGUAUCACAAGCUCAGCUAAAGAUACCUGUGUCCGGAACAAAGGCAGCUGGAUAUCUUCAAGUCAGCUCAGAAAAAGAUUUCUCCCUUAACAAGUGCUUCUUUGUAAUCUGAUCAUCUCCUACAUUUGAGCUCAGUUGACACAUGCAGCAGUAUUUAGGUGCUCUUCCGCAUUGUACAGCUGUUUGUGAAGCCAGUUCCAGCUGACUGAUGUACAAGCAGUUGGACUGCAAGCAACUAUUCAUAUGAUCUGCACGCUUAAAUCAGGCUCAGGUUUCAGGUGAUC
This is a messenger RNA of Sceloporus undulatus (fence lizard), 526 nucleotides long. Its product is annotated as cytochrome c oxidase assembly factor 1 homolog. Gene Ontology annotation, biological process: mitochondrial respiratory chain complex IV assembly; mitochondrial respiratory chain complex I assembly. The record is from RefSeq and is a predicted model, not a curated record. The transcript has 4 exons. Gene Ontology annotation, cellular component: mitochondrial inner membrane. Bases 13 to 354 code for a protein of 113 amino acids. NCBI's taxonomy places the organism in Eukaryota, Metazoa, Chordata, Lepidosauria, Squamata, Phrynosomatidae.